CACUGCUAGUUUGCAUGUACCCGUAUAGAUCGGUCCAUUUCUGCUAGUAUACUCCUUUCGUACGCACACCCCUGCAUUCUGCUAGCUGCUCCGUGUCUCCCUCGUUGCAUGGUAAGCUAGCAUGUCGCCGUUCAAGCCGAUCGAGCAGUGCUCGACGGAGGGGCGGUCGCAGCAGACGGUGGCCUCCGACCUCGACGGCACGCUGCUCCUGUCCCGCAGCGCCUUCCCGUACUACCUCCUCGUCGCGCUCGAGGCCGGCGGCCCCCUCCGCGCGGUCGCGCUGCUCAUGUCCGUGCCCUUCGUCUACCUCACGUACGUCACCAUCUCCGAGUCCCUCGCCGUGCGCGCGCUGCUGUACAUCGCCGUGGCGGGUCUCGAGGUGAGGGACGUCGAGUCGGUGGCGCGGUCGGUGCUGCCCAGGUUCUACGCCGGCGACGUCCACCCGGAGGGGUGGCGGGUGUUCAGCUCGUUCGGCAGGAGGUGCGUCGUGACGGCGAGCCCCAGGGUGAUGGUGGAGCCGUUCGCGAGGGCGUUCCUCGGCGCGGACAGGGUCAUCGGCACGGAGCUGGAGGUCGGCGAGGACGGCAGGGCCACCGGCUUCGUCGCCAAGCCCGGCGUGCUCAUCCGCGAGCACAAGAGGAACGCGGUGGUGAGGGAGUUCGGCGACGCGCUGCCGGACGUCGGCAUGGGGGACAGGGAGAGCGACUUCGACUUCAUGGCCAUCUGCAAGGACGCGUACGUCGUGACCACCUCGCGGAAGCACCGGCCGGUGCCGGAGAGCCAGCUGCUGAGAACCGUCGUCCUCCACGACGGCCGCCUCGCCCAGCGCCCGACGGCGAUCAACACGCUGCUCGUCUUCCUCUGGAUGCCGGUCGGCUUCGCGCUCGCGCUCCUCCGCGCGUGCCUCAGCCUGCUCCUCCCCGAGCGCGUCCUCUCCUACGCCUACAAGCUCACGGGCGUCGGGCUCGUGGUGCGCGGCCGCCCGCCGCCGCCGGACGGGAGCCCCGGCGUGCUCUUCGUGUGCAACCACCGCACCGUGCUCGACCAGGUCGCCGUCGCCGCCGCGCUGGGCCGCAAGGUGAUCUGCGUCACGUACAGCGUCCCUCGGAAAACGUACGGCAUGAGCUCCAGGCUCCCGGAGGCGCUCACGGCCUCGCCGGUCAAGGCCGCCGUCGCGCUGUGCAGGGAGCGCGACAGGGACGCGGACCGUGUCCGGCGGCUGCUGGAGGAGGGCGUCGACAUCGUCGCCUUCCCCGAGGGCACCACCUGCCGAGGGGCGUUCCUGCUGCGGUUCAGCUCGCUGUUCGCCGAGCUCACCGACCGCAUCGUGCCGGUGGCCAUCGCCACCAGGGAGACCAUGUUCCACGGCUCCACGGCGCGCGGGUUUAAGGGCAUGGACCCUUACUUCUUCUUCAUGAACCCGCGGCCGGCGUACGAGGUCACGUUCCUGAGCCAGCUGCCGAGUGAGCUCACCUCCGGCGGCGGCGGCAAGUCGCCGGUCGAGGUGGCCAACUACGUGCAGAAGGCGCUCGCCGGGCAGCUGGGGUCCGAGCACAUCGGCAUCACGCGCAAGGAGAAGUAGCGAAUGCUUGCCGGCACCGACGGCCGUGUGGAGUCGAAUGAGGACUAGAACCAGAAGCCACACGCCCACUAUUAUUGGUUCCAAUAUAUAUGGCCAGGAGCCUCGUUUCUUCGUUAUUUCUGUCACAUAACAAGCUUCAAGUGCUUAUACGAGAACUGAAGAUGCAACAUAGUAGAACUCAUGUUGUUCGUUGUGGACUUGUGGUAUAACGACUUUGAUCAUUUCUUUGUCCUUUUAUUUUUACAAAAAUCCAAGAAAUAUAGUCAUAUAAGUUUCAUACUGAUGUAAAUUCUUUUGCUAUAUAAUAGAUUUGGCUAUGUUUUUUUUU
Oryza sativa Japonica Group (Japanese rice) is the source of this 1910-nucleotide messenger RNA. RefSeq names its product glycerol-3-phosphate 2-O-acyltransferase 6. Gene Ontology annotation, cellular component: membrane. Gene Ontology annotation, molecular function: phosphatase activity; glycerol-3-phosphate 2-O-acyltransferase activity. Lineage: Eukaryota; Viridiplantae; Streptophyta; Magnoliopsida; Poales; Poaceae. The record is from RefSeq and is a predicted model, not a curated record. Gene Ontology annotation, biological process: cutin biosynthetic process.